AUGCAAUGUUUGAAUUUUCUUUUAAAAUUAGAAAUGUUUUAUCUAGUAUUUCUUGUAAUAUUAUUAAACAAUUUAAAUGUUCAUUGUUAUAAAAUUGCUGUUUUUUCCCCAGAUUUAUCUUCAAGUCAACAUAUAUGGAACAAACGUGUAAGUGAAAAGCUUUCUGAAGCAGGACACAAUGUUACAUUAAUUUCACUACAAUUCAACAAUAAAGAAAUUAAAAAAGCUUCAGUUAAUAAAGCAAUAAAGACUUAUAAAGUUGUUGGAGCCCUUGAAAUGGAUUAUAAAAAACUUGAAGAAGAAUUUGGACAUUUUGUUUUUGAAGAGAUGUCAUUUUUAAGUAAUACUUCUAGGAUACUUGGUAAUUUUACUUCUAGUAAUUUAGUUUCUUCCUGUGAAAAAUUUAUUACAAAUAAGGAAUUUCUAAAUUUUAUUAUAAAUGAAAAGUUUGAUAUUGCAUUUUCUCAUAUGUAUGAUUAUUGUACAAUUGGAAUAAUUCAUUACACAAAAAUUCCAACAUGGAUAUGGCUUAGUAGUGGACCAUUAGUAGAUCAUAUGGCCUUUGAUUUAGGUGUCCCAACACCAAGUUCUUAUGUACCACCAAUAAUGGCUGACAUGAGUGAUAAAAUGAACUUUUAUCAUAGAUUUAAAAGUUUUAUUGGAUAUUCAUUGUAUCCACUUAUUUAUCACAAACUUCUUAUAACAGAUAAAGAAACAGCUCUUUUUAGAAAACAUUUAUCACCUGAUUUUCCUGAUUUAAGGGAAAUUAGUAAAAAAUGUCCAUUAGCUAUGGUUAAUUCACAUGAAUUUUAUGAUAUUCCAAAACCAACUCUACAUAAAGUUAUAAAUAUUGGUGGACUUGGAAUGACUAAAAAAGAUACUAAACCAUUAGAAGGAAUAUUUAAAAAAGUUGUAGAAGAUAUAAAAACUAAAGGAAUUAUUCUUCUUACAUUUGGUAGUGUAGCAAAUUCAACAUUAAUGCCAUAUUCAUGGAAAAUAUCAUUUAUGAAAGCUUUUGAAAAAUUUCCUGAAUAUAAAUUUUUUAUUCGUUAUGGAGGUAGUGAUUUAAAUAACAUAUUACCAAAAAAUGUCUACCUUUCUAGUUGGUUACCACAAUCAGAUUUAUUACAAAAUUCAAAGACAAAGUUAAUAAUAACUCAUUGUGGAUACAACAGUCUUCAAGAAUCUAUUAUAGCUGGAAUUCCAAUGAUAUGUAUACCACUUUUUGGUGAUCAACCAAGAAAUGCAAGGUUAGCUGAAAAACAUGGUUUUGGAAUAUAUAUUGAAAAAGGUAACGUUAAUGUUGAUUUUAUUGUUAAAUCGAUAAAUGAAAUUAUACAAGACGAUUCAUAUCUAAAAAGUAUACAAAGAAUGCAACAAAUGACUUUAAAAAAACCAAUUCCUUCAGAUGUUUUACUUGUAAAAUGGACAGAAUUUUUGGCUGAAUUUAAAACAUUAGACAAUAUGAUUCCAUAUGGAAUAAAUUUGAAUUUUAUAGAAUAUUAUCAGAUUGAUGUUGUUUUAGUUUUACUUAUACUUUUCUUUUUAACUAUAUUUGUAAUUGUGUUCUCAUUGAAAAAAAUUUUGUGUAAGAUUAUACAACUUUUAUUAAAAAGUAAGAAUCACAAAGCGAAAAAAGAAUAA
Messenger RNA from Strongyloides ratti, 1644 nucleotides. RefSeq names its product UDP-glucuronosyl/UDP-glucosyltransferase family-containing protein. The transcript is spliced from 2 exons. Gene Ontology annotation, molecular function: UDP-glycosyltransferase activity. The record is from RefSeq and is a predicted model, not a curated record. Lineage: Eukaryota; Metazoa; Nematoda; Chromadorea; Rhabditida; Strongyloididae. The coding region runs from base 1 to 1644 and encodes 547 amino acids.